This is a messenger RNA of Uranotaenia lowii, 1684 nucleotides long. RefSeq lists its product as uncharacterized. The coding region runs from base 5 to 1609 and encodes 534 amino acids. Lineage: Eukaryota; Metazoa; Arthropoda; Insecta; Diptera; Culicidae. The record is from RefSeq and is a predicted model, not a curated record. Gene Ontology annotation, biological process: DNA integration. The transcript is spliced from 2 exons. Gene Ontology annotation, molecular function: nucleic acid binding.
GCUUAUGUUCAUGGUUAAAAAAGAAAACCGUAAGGACAUUGGAAAACGAAUCAUGUCUAGAGCCGAAGGGUGGUUGCUCAGAAUGGACCAUUAUCAGUUCGAUUUUGAACACGUUUUGGGGAAAAAUAAUAUUGCCGAUGCUGCUUCAAGAAUAUCUCCAAGGAAAAAUGAUGUCGAGUUUGAUUUAGAAAAACAACCUCAUGAAUUGUGCUCAGUAACGGCGGACAUGAAUGGGCUCAAUGAUGAGCUUUUGGCCUUAACUAAUUCUCAGGUGAAAAUGGAAUUUGAGAACGAUUCUGAACUCCAAGAAGUUUGUCAGUGGAUCGACAAAAAAGAAAAAUGGCCCGCACAUAUUUCAAAAUAUCAAGCUUUUCAGGAAGAUCUGUACGUCCAGAAUGGGAUGCUCAUGAAAAGAGAAAAGAUGGUGUUACCUAUUAAAUUGCGCGCUCGGGCGUUAUCGCUGGCUCACCGCAGUCACCCUGGUAUGUCAACAAUGAAGUAUUUCCUCAGGCAAGGGCUCUGGUGGCUCGGUAUGGACAAGGACAUUGAAGACUUCGUAAAGCGCUGUCCGGAAUGCCAGUUAGUCAUCAAGGGUAGUAAACCGCUUCCCAUUACCUUGACUGAACUACCUAAGAAUCCAUGGGAUUACGUUUCAAUGGAUUUCGCAUGUGCAUCAGAUAUUCGUGGUUGGAAAGCUUUGGUGCUGGUUGAUAAUUACUCUCGUUUUCUGGUUGCGAUGCCUAUGGAAAAGACCGACAUAAGUGCGCUGAAAAUAGUGUUGAAGAAAAUUUUCAAUACUUAUUAUAUUCCUAAAACAUUGAAAGCGGACAACGGCCCUCCAUUCAACAGCACAGAACUCGAAAAUUGGCUGAGAAAUGUUUGGGGAGUAAAAUUGAUACAUACAACCCCACUCAACCCAACUGAAAACGGUUUAGUUGAAAGGAGCAUGCAAGGUAUAAAUAAAAUAAGCGCUAUUGCAAACUUACGAAAGCAAAAUUGGAGGGAAGCUCUAUCCGAUUACGUUGCUGCAUAUAAUUCAUGGCCGCAUCAUGUUACGAAAGUUCCUCCAGCUGAACUAAUGUUCGGACGAGCAAUCAGGUGCCUAGUACCGAAUUGCCGAACUGAUACGAAACAGUUUGAUGAUGACGAAUUGCGCGAAAGGGAUCGUAUGGCCAAGUUUGUUCGGAACUCUAGGGAAGAUGCUCGGCGACAUGCAGGUGAUCCUCAGAUUGGUAUUGGAGAUACGGUACUAGUUGAACAAUCCAAGAAGGACAAAACGGAUACGAAAUACAAAAACGCCUUACACAAAGUAGUGAAAAUUUCUGGUGCUGGAAGAACAACAAUACAAGAUUUGACAACAAACCGAGAACUUGAGCGGAAUGUCAAACACUUGAAAAAAUUCAAUGGUAGAAAUUUGGGAAAUGAUGUUGCUUCGGAGGAUGACUCCUCAGACACGGAGAUGCAUUCAAGGGAACCCUUUAUUGUGACCGGGGAUGGUAAAGCUGGCGAUGAACUUGAUGGAGCACCUCCAAACAAAAGGCCUCGUUCCACACGACAAAUCAAGCGUCCUCAGAAAUAUUUGGAUAACGUUGAAUCGAAUAUUUAUUGAAAGCCAGCGUUAUUUACGUCCCGGGGAGGAUGUGGUAUCCUGUUUGGAGCUAAAACCUAAACUGGAAUGUGAAAC